AUGACGAAAGCAUCCCAAGCUCUCCCCACAUUCUCGGCUUAUGAGCCGGCGCAUAUCGAGCUUCAAAAAUUGUUGCCAUUCGAGUCUGCUUCACAAGCAUAUCGACUAGCUCAGCAUCAUUCUACAAUGGCAGACGAAGUACCAGAAAUCUCGUACGAGGACCUCGCCUCAAUCGAGGAUGACUUUGAAGAGAUCGACACCCAGAUCAUGCGAAAGCAGUACGACAUCUCCAAACCAGCAUACGCCAAACGAGCAGAGGCCAUCGCCAAGAUACCGACCUUCUGGCCUCUGGUAUUUGAACAGGCCCCGCCAGAAAUCGACCAGUACAUCCAGCCCGCCGACUCGCAAAUCAUCAACGACCACCUCAAAAGUAUAAGCGUGAGUCGUAUUGAGCUCGAAGACAAACCUGAAGGUGGCAACCCGAGAUCGCUUAAGAUCACCUUCAACUUCAGCGCGAAUGAGUACUUCGGCAAUGAGAAGCUCGAAAAGACAUUCUGGUACCGACGAGCGAGCGAUGGCUGGACCGGACUCGUCUCAGAGCCUGUGAAAGUGGAUUGGAAGAAAGGCAAGGAUCCUACAGAAGGCCUGACAGAUGGUGCACAUGCUCUUUCUGCUGCGCGAAGGAAAGUAGGAGACAUGACUGGGAAGGGUAUGCCUGAAUACACUUCUCUUGCGAAAAAGCUGGAGAGCUGGAACGGUCAAAACACUACUUUCUUCACGUGGUUUGGGUUCGUGAGUGGGAGGCGAUAUGUCAAUGCUGAGGAGAGCGAGAAGGCCACCAAGGAGUAUCAGCAGAAGAAGGAGGCUAGGAAGCAGGGCGAUGAUGCCGGUAAGGAUGAGGCGGAGGACGAGAACGAAGACGAGGAGGCGGAGGAUGAUCAAGCCGUGGAAGUGCAUGAAGCCGGAGAGGAUCUUGCAGUGGGUAUUGCUGAGGAUCUCUGGCCCAAUGCGAUCAAGUUCUUCACGCAGGCACAGGAGAUGGGUGAUAUGUCUGAUCCAGAGUUUGAAGAUGACAUGGAUGAUGAGGAGGAUGAGGAUGAUGAGCCUGUUGACAUUCGGAGUCUGGUUGGCGGAGCAGAGAAGGGGAAGGCGAGGGACAGCAACGGUCCCCCGGCGAAGAAAGUGAAGCGGUGA
Recurvomyces mirabilis is the source of this 1134-nucleotide messenger RNA. RefSeq lists its product as uncharacterized. The record is from RefSeq and is a predicted model, not a curated record. Gene Ontology annotation, biological process: nucleosome assembly. Gene Ontology annotation, cellular component: nucleus; chromatin. Lineage: Eukaryota; Fungi; Ascomycota; Dothideomycetes; Mycosphaerellales; Teratosphaeriaceae. The transcript is spliced from 2 exons. The coding region runs from base 1 to 1134 and encodes 377 amino acids. Gene Ontology annotation, molecular function: chromatin binding; histone binding.